This is a messenger RNA of Bursaphelenchus okinawaensis, 1250 nucleotides long. Lineage: Eukaryota; Metazoa; Nematoda; Chromadorea; Rhabditida; Aphelenchoididae. The record is from the annotation of a GenBank genome assembly.
AUGGCUUCAAUUGUGUUACCAGGCGAUACGAUACCAGCACCUUGGCUACAGCAAAAUAAGAAGAAAACGGUCGGAAAUGGUAUCAUUGUGCUUCCAGACAAAACUCUUCAAGCUAAUGUAGCUGGUGUUUUAAGAGUUACGGAAAAUGCGGUUUAUGUCGAGUCGAACGAGACACGAUACUUACCAAAAUCAGGAGAUUUGAUUGUGGGAACAGUAAUUGGACAGACUGGAGACUUUUUCAAGGUGGAUAUUGGUGGACCACAGUCUGCUUUGUUGAGUUUUCUGAGCUUUGAAGGUAAGUUUCUAUUGUUUUUGCUUUGAUUUUUAGGAUUUGAAGAUAACUUGGAGAAAAUUUGGACUCAUAAGGUUUAUGUUGGUAUCAUGGAUAAUAUCGCUAAAAUUUGUUAUGUUAACAUUGUCGGAUCUUUUUUAAAAUUGGACGAAAGUUGACGAGGAUGUUCAGGAUGAACAUAGUUUUAGAGCUAUGACUAAAAGCAUCUUUGAUGUGCCUAGUGUAAUAUAUUUUUUUUGGAUUUAAACCGCGUUUUCUUGCAAACUGGUAACAUAGACAACAUUUAAUUUGUUGAAUAGUAUUUACAGAAGUUUUUUUUCUAAAAAUACGACUUUUUUACAGGAGCCACAAAAAGAAAUCGUCCCCAAUUGAAAGUCGGAUCACUUGUUUAUGCUCAAGUUGUUAUGGCGUCGAAGAACGUUGAGCCGGAGCUGUCUUGUGUUGAUAUGGAUGGACGAGCUGAAGGCAUGGGUAUUAUGAAAGAUGCUGGUAUAGUGGUGCACAUUCCUCUAAAUUAUGCUCGAAGAUUGCUUCAACCCGAAGAUAAACUGCUGAAGUUAAUUGGGAAGAAGUUUAAAUGCGAAUUGGUGGUUGGAAUGAAUGGGCAAGUGUUGUAAGUUUAUUCUUUUAUAUUAUCUCUUGUUUUAGGUACAUUUUGCGGUGUAAAUCAAGCAGUAUAAUGCUCAGGGUAUACCAAAAUUGAAAAUUACUGUACUUGAGGUCACGAUUUUGCUAAAUAGCUCAAAAUUUUGCCAUUUCUAGUUAAAAACAAGCAGUAAUGCCAUUUCAAAUCAUUAUAACUAUUCAUUUUAGAAUAAUAGGAUCUCCUCGAACAGUGACAGCCAUUUACAGGAUAUUGGAUAGGUGUGAGGACACGUUUGAGGUCAAUUAUGACAAGCUCGUGGACUCAGUUGAUGCACAAGAAGAUGAACAGACUGAUGUUAAAAUGGAAGAGUAG